Messenger RNA from Tachysurus fulvidraco (yellow catfish), 4814 nucleotides. RefSeq names its product deltex 4, E3 ubiquitin ligase b (gene dtx4b). The record is from RefSeq and is a predicted model, not a curated record. The transcript is spliced from 9 exons. Gene Ontology annotation, cellular component: nucleoplasm. The coding region runs from base 674 to 2935 and encodes 753 amino acids. Gene Ontology annotation, molecular function: ubiquitin protein ligase activity; zinc ion binding. Gene Ontology annotation, biological process: Notch signaling pathway; protein ubiquitination. NCBI's taxonomy places the organism in Eukaryota, Metazoa, Chordata, Actinopteri, Siluriformes, Bagridae.
UCAUUCACACACUUCCAUCCCAGCUAAAUUAUGAGUUUGGGGUUAUUGAAUUGAAUGUCUGAAGUUUUUCCUAUAUUUCCUGCAGGCUCUCUACUGUACGGUGCUGAUUAAUCUAAACAGUAAAAUUAGGAUACAAGUGUCCAUGGCUUAAUCAGUACUGUCACAUGUGUUGUUUAUCCCACACUUCGAGAGACUUCGUUUCUCAAAAAAAACAACAAAAAAAACCCAGCUAAACCGGUUUGUCUUAUAUAGCCUAGGUGUGUAAAGGACUGAAGGCAGGUCGAGUUUAUGCAGAUGUGUGUCGAGCCGUUGGUGUUUGGUGACAUGUUUGUACUCGGUGGGCUGCGAGCUCCCGUGUCAUUAAUGUAAAAGGGCUGGAGCUUCAUCUCGAUGCGUUUCCUCCUGUGUCGGUAAUGUAAAAGGGCUGGAGCUUCAUCUCGAUGCGUUUCCUCCUGGUCUAUUCAGCGACGCGCCGAGUGGGUUGAGCUAAAUGUCAACGCAAUUACUUACCAGAUACAAGCAACUGCGCUACCGAUUAGUCGCUGUGAUGGAAGAACAGGAAACCCGAACCGGAGUAAAUGUGGAUAUACACGAAUGACUUGGACAAAUCGUUUAUUAUUGACAUCACUUAAAGAGCUGUCGCCAUGACAAUGAGACGGAUAUUUUUACUCAGAUGCUCUUUAUCGCCAUAAGCUCAGUAAAUGAUACAUUUGAUGCUUUCAGGGACAUAAUGUUGCUGGCCUCGGCCGCGGUGGUAUGGGAAUGGCUGAACGAACACGGCCGCUGGAGGCCAUACAGCCCGGUUGUGUCUCAUCACAUCGAGACGGUGAUCCGAAGCGAAUCCCGGGGAGGGAGCGUCGUGUUAGGCCAAGCCGACAGCCGCCUCGCGCCUUAUAUCAUCGACCUACAGUCGAUGCAUCAGUUCAGGCAGGACACAGGUACUUUACGGCCGGUACGCAGAAGUUUCUACGACCCAGGUUCAGCACCAGGUCAGGGCUGGCUGUGGGAGUGGGAGAAUGAUGCAGGUUCUUGGACAACAUAUGACAUGGAGGUGUGCAUCGCCCUGCAGGCAGCACGGGAUCGCCAACAGCAAUGGUUGGAUUUGGCACCACUUGGCUUUUGCUACCUUGUGGACUUUCAAAGCAUGACUCAGAUCAAUCAGCAAACCCAGAGACGCCGGCGCAUCCAGAGACGCUCAGACAUGGCCUAUCCACUCGUCUCUGGGCCAUUGCCAAAAGCCACCCAAGGAUGGGGCUCUGGGCCUGGAGGGGCAGCUGGUGGUGGAGGCACUGCAGGUGGAGGUUCAGCUGGAGCACUUUUGGGAGUUGGAGUUUCUGGCACUAGCACCAGUGAAAAUGGUGGUCCACUCUACCCUAGUGGAACACUUCCUAUGUCCUCUCUUUCCGCUCCUGGACAGCCUUGUGCCUGCCAACAAUGUAUGCUUGUCUUGAGUGUGAAAGCAAAUGCCAUGGCAUCUCAAACGCUAGGACGCAGAAUGCCCCCCACAAAAGCACUCAGUCCUAAAUCCAGUCGAGGGUCACUUCCAUAUUCUGCUACAACUUCAUCCAUAUCAAAUUCAUACUCACAAACACUGCCUCAUGGGUUGUCCUUGAACCGUUCCCUCUCACAAGAUCGCAAGAAUGCUGCUGCUUUUGCCCAGUCUUUGUCCAUGCUCACCUCUAACACUGCCAGUCUUUCACUGUCAUCCAAUCGCCCACCUCCUCCAUCAUUGCCCCCUCCACCACAUCCACCAGCAUCCCAUCAGCAGUCUUUAUCCAUGCCAAACAACACCACAACAUCAUCUCUAUCAGUGCCAACUGCAACACUCAUCACUGUGGCCUCAAGCAGCACGUCAUGUUCAUCCUCAUCAUCAGCAUCAACAGCUGUUCCACCUCAGCGUUCUGCAGCGUGUGCUGCUCCUUUGCCCCCUCGUGCCAGUCUGGCAGGGCUGAGCCGGCCAGCACUACAAAGAAUUGCCAUGGCACAAUCCCGGGCACUCAUCGCCUCUGGUGUGCCAACAGUGCCAGUGAAGAACCUCAAUGGUUCCAGUCCCAUCCAUCCAGCUUUAGCAGGAAUCACAGGUAUUCUGAUGAGUGCAGCGGGGCUGCCUGUUUGUUUGACUCGUCCUCCAAAACUGGUGCUGCAUCCACCUCCCGUCAGCAAAAGUGACAUCAAGCCAAUCCCCGGACUUGGACACUGCUGCCGGAAAACCACCAAAAAACAGGCUCGCAAAGGCAAGACUCCAGAGGAGGUAGUGAAGAGAUACCUACAGAAAGUCAGGAAUCCUCCUGAAGAGGACUGCACUAUCUGUAUGGAACCUUUGGCUGGCCCCUCUGGUUAUAAAGGUCCAGGUGUGGGUGCUGUAUCCCGUGCAGAGUCAGUGGGUCGACUGACACAGUGUGGCCACCAGUACCAUCUACAGUGCCUGGUAGCAAUGUACAACAAUGGGAACAAAGAUGGCAGCUUGCAGUGCCCCACAUGCAAGACGAUCUAUGGUGUGAAGACUGGCAACCAGCCACCUGGGAAGAUGGAAUACCAUGUCAUUCCUCACUCACUCCCUGGACACCCCGACUGCAAAUCUAUUCGCAUAAUAUACAACAUACCACCUGGCAUACAGGGUUCUGAGCACCCAAACCAAGGGAAACCUUUCACAGCAAGGGGAUUUCCACGCCACUGCUACCUUCCAGACAGUGAGAAAGGAAGGAAGGUUUUGAGACUUUUAUUGGUAGCAUGGGACAGGAGGCUGAUCUUCUCAGUGGGUACAUCUAGCACCACGGGCGAGUCAGACACAGUUAUCUGGAAUGAAAUCCACCAUAAAACUGAGUUUGGCUCCAACCUCACAGGCCAUGGCUACCCUGACCCUGGCUACCUGGACAAUGUUUUGGAGGAACUAAAGGCCCAAGGCAUGACAGAGGAAGAUGGACAACAGCUGUGAAGAACAGAAAUGGCAAGGAAAGAGUAUAGAAUUCAAACAAAGGCCUGAACUAUAUAAAGUGGACAUGAAAUAAAUGAGGAGGAUAACUAGACACCUAGGCCUUUUUGUUGGGUUUUGGGAAAAGCAAUUUCUGAGACACAAAGUGUGUGCGUGUGCAAGCAUGUGCAUUCAAGUGGGAGAUUGUUUUUUUAAUUAACUGGGGUGGGCGUUUAAGAACUGACAUGACCUUUUCUCAGUUGUGGACCAAAUGUUACACAUACAUGAUUGAGGGCUGUGGUUUGACUAAAUCAGGCAUUAGUGGCGCUCUAAUUUGUUGAUUGAUACUGAUCAAUAAAUUUGCAGCACUAAUGCCAAUAAUCUUAGAAAAGAGUGUUGUAAGAAAGAAAAUGAAAAAAGAUCAGCAACAGAAGGAAAAUAAGAAAGUAGACUGGACAGAGGGUUUGAAAAUGGACAGGAAGGUUAACUUGUGGUAGGGAGCUUAAGAAGAAGAAUGAUAAUAAGAAUGGCCAAAGAAUGUAGUUUUAAUUUCAUAAAGUAAUAAAUUAGGUACCUGUUUUGGUAGAGAUAUAGUAAAGGUGUGUGCUCACUUGUGCGAAGUUGAGAGGAAAGCCUUGUGCCCUCAAAAAUAUUUUUUUUAAAAACAUUCCUUAUUAUGACCAUUUCAUAUGAUUGAGUUAUUUAACCUGAGACCUGAGUGCUUAACUUGUAUCAUGAUUGCUGUUAUCAUGUAAUACCAUUCCAUGUGUUAGAAAUUAUUUUGUAUAAUUGUAUCAUGUAAUGCAUUAUUUUUUUAAAUGUCAUCGAUAAUAAUACAUGGGUGUGGCUCUGUUGAGUGUUGAGUCUGUCAAACUACCCUGUCAAAGAGCUGUAAACACCUACGGUGUAGUUUCUGUAGUAUAAGAGAAUGCUUAGCGUGGACUGAAAAGUGACUGAAAAGAUUUUUGUUGGUAUUGAUUUUAAAAAUCAAAUGUCCUUUUCAGUCCAGGUUUACACAUAUUCUUGUUAGCCCUAAUUUCUUCAUAUCAAAUAUAUAUCAAUGCCUCAUUAAGGUAUUGGGUAUGGUUAAAAUGUCCUGGCUUUUCAUAGUGAUACAGUGUUAAAGGACAAAGUUUCAUAUGAUAAAGCACAUUGGAAGACUUUAUUGUGUUCAAUGUUUUUAUAGUAGAAGAGUCCUAGUCCAUUAUGAGGGAAGAAUGGAAGGUCAAAUCAACUUUAGCAGCAGAAAACAACAAUAGAUAGUUCAAAACAGUAAUACACUAAAUUUCCAAAAGUAUGUUGACAGCUGACCAUCACACACAUUGGGUGUUCUCUAAACUGCUGCCAAAAAAGCUGGAAUUGUCUAGAAUGUUUUUGUAUGCUGUAGCAUUAUGAUUUCCCCUCCCUGGAACCCAAGGACACAGAUCUGUUCCAUCAUGAUUGUGCCCCUGUUCUUAAAGCAAAGUCCAUAAAGACUUGGUGUAGAAGAACUUGAGAGGACUGUGCAGAGUCCCGACCUUAACACCACUGAAAACAAUUAUGAUGAAUUGGAAUGCCAACUGCACAAACCCCCUCAGUUAAAACCUUUUUUGACCCACCCUAAUUCUCCUGUGGGUGAAUGAGCACAAAUCCCUAAAGCCACGCUCCAAGAUCUACUGGAAAGCUUUCCUAAAAGAGUGGAGGCUGUUAUAACAGCAAAAUGGCAGUAGGGUUUGUUAAUCACUCUUAAUUUCCAUAGAUUUUGAAUUGGCAUGUAUUUUGACAGAUGCAAAUCUGGACACCCUUAAAUUUCAUAUUUAAACCUGUUUUCUAGAUUCAACUCUGAAUUGGUGGGAUCUGUUUGCAGUUUAAUUCAAGUGUGGCAUCAGAGGUGAUUCAGAUUAAAAGAUGAAUUUGGAUUUUU